Molecule: messenger RNA, 1359 nt
Organism: Panthera uncia (snow leopard)
Lineage: Eukaryota; Metazoa; Chordata; Mammalia; Carnivora; Felidae
Product: translation initiation factor IF-2-like
Exons: 4
Coding region: 1-1359 (452 amino acids)
Source: RefSeq, a predicted model, not a curated record
AUGGAGCUCAUCGCCUCACUGCCCCAGGCUCCUGGCUUCCACCCCCCGUGCCGGGCUCACAUCCAGCCAGUGAUGGCGAAAGCGCUCCUGCGUCAGAAGGAGCACAGGCAGGGGCAGGCUGGACGAAGGGGGGCUGUGUGGCAGCGCGACCUCCUGGGAGAGGAGGCUUCAUGGAGCCGCCGCCAGCAGGUGACUCGCGCCUGGGCGCGCCGUCCGGUGAGGUGUGUGGACGUGGCGUCUGGGAAGGGUCUGGCGCAGAACCUGAUGCACAGAGGACGCUCGGUAACGGCCUUCGGCGUCCCCGCGGCUGUAGGAGGCCACGUGGAGCAGGUGCCCUCGGGGAGCCGGACCUCAGCCCCGAGCCGCGGCUCCCGCGGGGAGACCCCCUACCUGGGCAGGGGCGGGGCUCCGGCGGCACCCAGCCAAUCGGCUCCCGGGAGGCCCGCCCCGCCCACCCGAGAGGGCGGCGCUUGCGCACUCGGCCUCCGCGGCUCUCCUCGCAGGGGGCGGGGCCGGCCUGCGGCGCUCGGCGCUGACGCCACGCCGACGCGCCCGACGUCGGGCACGUUGACGCCGGCGACGCGCAGCCGGGCCCGCUCCUCCUGCGCUCCGCCAGUGUCCGGCCGCGGGCCGGCCUUAGUGACUGGGGGCUGCGGGCCCGGGGCCGGCGGGCGCGGGCGCGGGCUGCCUUCGUCGGGUCCCGAGCUCGCCCGGAGCGAGCAGCCGCCCGCGACCGCCGCGGAGCCUCGCCCGCUCCCGCCGGCGAGCAAGGUAAGGGAGCGGGACACCGAGGCGGGCUCGGGGCGGAGCGGGGCCGAGGUCGCCCCGGGCGCCGGCCCCCCCCCCGCGGCGGCUGCUCGGCGCUCGCUGUCACCCCCCCCCCCCCACUUUCCCCGGCCGGGACCCCCGGCGGACGCGCCCCGAGGGACGGGCUCCUGCGGCCGCGCGCCGCUCCCUCCCCUGACCGCGGCGCCCCGGUGGCCCCGGUCACUCGGUCACCCCGGCGCCGGGCGCGGGGCCCGAGGACCUGUGGCCGGGAGAAGCAGCGACCCGGGCUGCGCUCCGGUUGUCGGCGGCUGUCGCCGCCCCGGGGUCCGGCGGCUCUGCGGCGCCCGGCGCGGCCGCGAGUGGGGCGGAGGUCGUUGUCGCCGUCCGGCGCGCAGCCCUGGGCAUCGCCUUGUCCGGGGCGCAGCCUCGGGAACCGGCCCCCCGGCCCUCCGCUUCACCAGAUCCAGCCCGAGAAUUCGGGGAGCCGUCAGCCCUCCUCGGGAGCUGACUGCACACAUUCCUAGCAUAACAGCCAGCUCUGAGAGUAACGAGGCCGCCAACCUUUCAGUUAUUAGCUACAGACAGCCGUAA